This is a messenger RNA of Glycine soja, 667 nucleotides long. RefSeq lists its product as uncharacterized. NCBI's taxonomy places the organism in Eukaryota, Viridiplantae, Streptophyta, Magnoliopsida, Fabales, Fabaceae. The record is from RefSeq and is a predicted model, not a curated record. The transcript is spliced from 2 exons. The coding region runs from base 32 to 589 and encodes 185 amino acids.
AGUAAGAAGAGAAGAGAGUAGAAGAAAAUUUAUGCUAGGGAACAUUACGCUAGCCCCAUACAUUGAAAACUCAGCAUUGGCAUCAGGAGGGAAUCAGACCCGUCCACCACAGAAGAAGAACCGCCCCUGUUGUGAUCAUUGCAGGAAACUAGGCCACACCAAGGAAACCUGCUGGGACAUCCAUGGUAAACCACUAGAUGCAAAGUCAUUCCGGAAUAAGGAAACUAGAGGCAACACAACUUAUAACACUUCUCAAGAAGGAGAGGUAAGUUCUGAUCCAAGUCCCUUUAGCAGGGAACAAAUAGAAUCCCUGCAGAAACUUCUCCAACAAACCUUGUUGAGCACAAGGAAACCUACUAGUACAACAAAAGUAGCUCAGAAAGGUAAUUUUUCACAUACUUUAAACACCUCCAAAGGAAAAAGAAGAUCCUGGAUUAUAGACUCUAGAGCUUCAGAUCACAUGACUGGAGACAUAACUGUUUUUGACAACUAUUCUCCAUGUCAUGAACACUCUACAGUUCGGAUAGCAGACGAUACACUCUCAAAAGUUGUUGAUUUUGAGGUCGGGAAAGACGAUUGGCAGUGCUGAAGAAUGUGAUGGGCUCUAUCUUCUUCAGGUUAAAGAUUCCAAUAAGAAACCCGAAGCUAAUUCAUGUAUAGUGAUCCC